Molecule: messenger RNA, 734 nt
Organism: Lonchura striata (white-rumped munia)
Lineage: Eukaryota; Metazoa; Chordata; Aves; Passeriformes; Estrildidae
Product: myelin P2 protein-like
Molecular function (GO): lipid binding
Source: RefSeq, a predicted model, not a curated record
CACAGGGACCAGAGCUCUUUAAAGGGAGACCACUAAAUCUCAGCUGGGCACACAAUCUCUCUGACUGCCACCAAGAGCUGUCGUGGCCACUGCCUCUCCCUGCAGGACCAGCUCCUCACAAAGCCUGUACCAUGUGUAACAGAUUCGUGGGCACCUGGAAACUCAUCUCCAGCGAAAAUUUUGAUGACUAUAUGAAAGAAUUGGGUGUGGGCUUGGCUGCCCGGAAACUAGGUGGCCUGGCAAGGCCUGACAUUAUCAUCAGUAUGAAAGGGGACAUAGUGACCAUCAGAACUGAAAGCACCUUCAAAAAUACAAGCAUUUCCUUCAAACUGGGCCAGCAGUUUGAUGAAACAACAGCAGAUGACCGGAAAGUCAAGAGUGUUGUAACCUUGGAGAAAGGGUCAUUGGUGCAAGUGCAGAAGUGGAAUGGCAAAGAGACCACGAUAAAGAGAAGACUUGUUGAUGGGAAGAUGGUGGUGGAAUGUGCCAUGAAAGGGGUUGUCUGCACUAGAGUUUAUGAAAGAGUGUGAAGAAGUUCCCUCUCUGCACCGGACCAGAACUGGCUCUAAAACCUCGGCUUGGUUCAGUGACCAAAGCCUCAUGCACUGUGCUUCUUCAUUUUAUUUCCUUUUAUUGGGAAAAUGACUAUGCCAUAAUUUGAUAUUUCAGAGCCAUAGUGUAACUAAUCCAAAAUAUUGUGGUGAUCCAAUAAAAUCUUCUCAACACAGAAAAUG